This is a messenger RNA of Rhopalosiphum maidis (corn leaf aphid), 1771 nucleotides long. RefSeq names its product glycoprotein 3-alpha-L-fucosyltransferase A-like. The record is from RefSeq and is a predicted model, not a curated record. Gene Ontology annotation, molecular function: alpha-(1->3)-fucosyltransferase activity. The transcript has 6 exons. NCBI's taxonomy places the organism in Eukaryota, Metazoa, Arthropoda, Insecta, Hemiptera, Aphididae. Bases 155 to 1588 code for a protein of 477 amino acids. Gene Ontology annotation, cellular component: membrane.
UAACCUUUAAUAAGUAUUAACUGUACAGAAAUAACAAUUAAACGUUUUUGACCAUUAUGAGUGUAACUCAUUUCAUUAGUUGUAUUAAAAUAUCAGUGGUUAUAAUAAAUAAAAAAUAAAUUUAAGUUUAGAUAAGAAGUGUACAAAAUAUAUCAUGACAAACCGACUAUUACGUCUUCUACUAAUUCUAGUGUUGUGUGUCUCUGUUUUAUAUAAUAGUAUCUUUGCGGUGUAUUGGAUAAUUAAGAGAACAUACGAUAUAUCGUAUAACACGGAGAAGUUAGAGCAAUCAGAUGCGUACAAUGAACCGAAUGUAAAUAAUAUUUUGGGUAAUCAGAAUCAACAGAACCAUCCAUAUUUUUCGGAGUCAAUUAUAACCGUUACGCCUUAUUACAAAGAAAUGGAAUGGAAUGAAAUUGCGAACCCGCCUCUACCAUGGUAUUUCAAAGAUGGUACAAUAAGACCGGCCAAAGCUCCAUCAAACACUAGAUUUAAUCUUUCACAAGUGUGGCCCAAGAAACAAAUAAAUGGCGAUCGAGUGGAAGAACAACUAAUGUUUAUGCCAUCAAAUUACGAGUAUAAUAAUGCACCGAUCAAGUCAAUUUUAUUAUUCAACAAUGUUAACGAAUGGAUGGUUGAUAGCGGGCAAAACGAAUUUAUUUCAAAAGAUUGCCCAGUAAAUAGAUGCACAAUUACUACGGACAAAUCAAAAAGCUCAAAUAUAGAUUCAAUUUUAUUCCGAAAUGAAUUCUCACGUCCAGGUCAUAUAAAAGCCGAUAAACAAGUAUGGAUUUUAUUUAUUGUCGAGUCUGCAUACUAUACAGAACUUAACGUUGGUCAUGAUUUAAUCAAUUGGACUGCUACAUAUCGACAUGAUAGUGAUAUCGUUACGCCUUAUCAACGAUGGGCUUACUACGACCCGUCCGUAACUCAAAUUGAACAAUUUAAUCGAAAUUAUGCACAAGAUAAAACGAAACAAUUGGCGAUAAUUAUCACAGAUUGUAAAACUAAUUAUUAUGACAGAGAACUAUUUUAUGCUACAGAGUUGAGCAAAUAUAAUAUAUCUGUAGAUGUAUAUGGUAAAUGUGGUGAAUUUAAAAAUAUCGAAUCUAAUACUUUUCUUCAAAUGCUGGAUCAGGAUUAUAAGUUUUAUUUGGCUUUCGAGAAUUCAAAUUGUAUUGAUUACGUGACUGAUAAGUUUUUCGUCAACGGACUUCAGCAUAACGCACUGCCGGUUGUGAUGGGUGGACGCCGAGAGGACUACGAGCGGAUGGCGCCUAAACAUUCAUACGUGCACGUAGACGACUACGAGUCGCCCAGGCGGCUGGCCGAGUACCUACGACGGUUGGACGCCGACGACGACUUGUACAACGAGUACUUCCGGUGGAAGGGCGCCGGCGAGUUUAUCGAUACAAAGUUCUUCUGUCGGCUGUGCGCGAUGUUGCAUGAUGACGGCGCGCCGGCCAAAAGUUAUCGAAACUUUGACAACUGGUGGCGUGGCCCGGGUGUUUGCGAUGAUGAUGGACCGGAGAUACCUACUCAAUUACCGCCACCGCCGUUAGCGAUUAAUGACAUAGAAGAAGAAUGACACUUAAGCGUUAACGUAGGAAGAUGAACGAUUAGUGACUCGUCUUUGGAUAAUAUAUCUAUACGUAUGACGAGGUUAAAAAAUCAACAUUCAAUAGUUGCUUAAUUGCCAUCACAUGCGUCGGUGUCGCUGCAGCACAAUUCGUUUGUGCCGUUAGUGGUACACUCGUGAAGUUAUUUAACA